CAUCGCGGUGCGCGCGCCACGCAGCAGCAGUGGUGAACGCUACAGUCGCAUGGGAAUCGUACGUUUCCUGCUUUUGCAGCGGGCUGCAUGGGCUGCUCCUUUUCCGAUCAGAAAUCGAGCCAGGAGAGCCUCACAGUUGUUGUGCAUGGGAGCAGCCACGAUAGCCGAGACGUCCUAGGGCAGCAAUCGGAGAGCACCAGACAUCUCAUGGGGACCGGCGCAUCUCUGCUCGUGCUCCCCGACGGGACGACAUGGCCUGAUGGGGACCUCCGCGAUGGCAUGGCCUCAUGCGUCGAGAGCCUGACGGAACUCCAGGCGAAGCUAGUGUCUGCUGGCGCCUGGACGGCGGAGGACCGCGAGGGCUUGGGCACGGCGCUGGACCAUAGCCGCCGCGUCUACUCGAAGCUGAUAGAUGAGGCGCCGGCACACCGCGAAGAGAUGCAGAAAUUACGCAGCACGCUCCUCACGGAUUUCAGCCCGCUUUACGUGGCCGGUUACAACAUUGUAACAAAAGACCCCGGCUUCGCCGACUUCAUCGCCCAGGCGGACCGCUGCGCGAGCAAUGCACCGCAGCAGAAGCCGCGCCAGACCACGCCGCAGCUCGAGCAACUCUACGAGACUGGCGCGGUGAACGCUCGCGAGCCGUUCAAGAGCCUCCUCGACGCGGCGGGCGACAAACUCGCCGACGCUAAAAUCGAAAUGGCACCGCUGAAAAAGAUGACGCGCACAGUUGAGAAGUCGAUGCUCCGCCCGGACGCGGCGCGGCGCGGCGAAGUCGACGACAUCUUGGACGUAGUCAGAGGCAUGGUCAUCUGCGGGAGCAUGCACGAGCUCGGCGUCGCCCUGGCGUUCUUCGCCGAGCCCGAUUGCGGCUGGAAAAUCGUGCGCGUGAAGAACCGCUUCGCGGAUGGCGCGCAGACCAGCGGCGGGUGGGCCGACUGCUUGCUGAACAUCGUGCGCUCCGACGACCCUCACCAGCACGUCUGCGAGGUCCAGCUCGUUCACAAGAAGAUGUUAGUCCUUCGAGGUGAAGACAUGGGCGGCCACGACGCCUACAACCAGUACAGAAGAGCGGACGAGCUGCUCCUGGUCCUCGACGAGAAGGACGUAUUCGCUCCUGUCCACCGCGCCGUCGGGAUGCUCAAGGGGCUCGGUGUCGUGACGCCCGGAACGCCGGACCUCCCUCGCAUCGCCGCGGGCGCCUCGUACAAAGCCGACACGCAAAAAGCGCUUGACUCGGCCCACAGUUCGCUCAGACUUGGUGGCGCUGCGCCAUCGCUCGUCAUCGCCGCGUACACGUGCACGCACGACAAAAACAAGGUCUUUGAGGGUUUGCGAAAACUUUGUCCUGAUGUGCCUGUCGUCGGCGUGAGUUCGUGCCGCGGAGUCGUCGCCAACGGGAGAUGGUACAGCAGCAGCAAAAGUAGGGCACUAGGCCUCUGGGCGAUCAGCGACGACCGCGGCGACUACGACGUCGUGCACAUCAAAGAACUAAGCAACGACGCGCAACAAGUUGUGGCCGACAAAGUCACCGCCGCCACGGCGGGGCGGCCAAUGCCACAGUUUGUCCUCUGCUUUUCGGCGCUUGGCUUUUCAGAGGCGGUCCUCAAAGGCAUAAAGAGCGUCGUCGGUGCGGUGCCCGUAUUCGGCGGCACCGCGGCGGACAACGAACUCAAGAAGCCGUACGAGUGGAGCCAGUUCUCCUCCGAAGGCGGCGUUUCGCAAAACGGGGUCGUGCUGGUUCUCGGCUGGUCGUCCGUCGAGGUCGCAUGCUACAUGUCCUCGGGCUUCCAGCCGACGGAGCAGAAGGGCGUCGCGACGAGGACUAGCGGUUCUACUAUCCUCGAGAUCGACGGCCGGCCAGCGAUGACUGUCUACGACGAAUGGACAAGAGCGAGCGGCGAGGUCGUCGUCGGCCUCACGACGGGCUCGAUAGACACCACCACGGAAGCCAUAGCCGGCGAGCUGCGGCCGAUCGGUGUGCCCCUCGACGACGACGAUAAGGAAUUCCGCGUGCUCCAUCCGCUGAGUGUCGACAGCGCCGCCGGUUCGCUCACCGUCGGGGGCUGGGUUGCUGAAGGCACGAACUUGACACUUCUUGCGGCCGAAGCCGAGACGCUCGUGAACAAUAUUUGCGAGGUCUCCUCCGCUCUCGUCAAAUCCGACGCGCAGAAGCGCCUCGGCGUCGAUGCUUCCGGCGCGGUGGAGGAGUGUCUCGGCGCGUUCAUGAUCUUCUGCGGUGGACUAGUCAAGGCCUGUGUGGAAAUCAACCAGUGUCGGGGUGUCGGGUGCACCCGAUAAUUCUUCACUAAGUCAUUUCUCGGCGAUGACGUGGCCGCGCUGGCUCCGUCGAGCGGUGAGGAACCGACAUCGCCACGCCAUCGAGCAGGUGUCGCGUCGAUGGCGUGGAGAUCGACGCGGCGAUUCGGGACGAACGCGCCGUAAAUUUGAUUUCCACACAGGUCAAGGCACUCCAGGACGACAUGGAGGAGAGAUGGGAGGAGCUCGCGGACCCCGGCGGCAAGCGCGAGGCCCUCGGCAUGUGCGCCUUCGGCGAGCAGGGGCCGAGGGGACACGGCAAUCUCAUGGUCGGCGCGCUCCUCUUCUCGAACAAGCCUGUGCGGCCAACACGACUGGAGCCGUCGUAG
This is a messenger RNA of Pelagomonas calceolata, 2648 nucleotides long. The record is from the annotation of a GenBank genome assembly. NCBI's taxonomy places the organism in Eukaryota, Pelagophyceae, Pelagomonadales, Pelagomonadaceae.